Messenger RNA from Calidris pugnax (ruff), 2616 nucleotides. It is a transcript of the gene RACGAP1, whose product is annotated as Rac GTPase activating protein 1. The coding region runs from base 402 to 2294 and encodes 630 amino acids. Gene Ontology annotation, biological process: signal transduction. The record is from RefSeq and is a predicted model, not a curated record. NCBI's taxonomy places the organism in Eukaryota, Metazoa, Chordata, Aves, Charadriiformes, Scolopacidae. The transcript is spliced from 17 exons.
CUGCCUCGUUCCUUCGCCCUCCCCGGCCUCUGCCGUCGGGUUGAGUGUGGGGCUGAUAAUCCUGGGGCUGGUAAUUAAGGCACGGAACUGUAGAAGUGCCCCUUGCUGUGAGUUAAGCAGCCUAUAAGGAAUGGAGGAGGCCCUUUUAGCAGGGAGCUUUUCCUCAAUUUGUAGUCUACAUAAUAUUAGAAAGUCCUGGGAAACGUGUUUCUGUAGAGUCAGUAACUGUGAGCAGAGUAUCUGAAAGCUUUCCAGGGUGAAGUCCCGAGCUCUUAACUGCUCUGCUGUGCUGUGCUCCCUCCUGGCACCUCUCCCAACUACGUUUGCACCUGCUUCUAGUGCUGAUUUAUUAGUCAAGGCUGCCCUGUGUGUUCCAGCAACCUCUCGCAUUAGUGAGGAAAAUGGAGACUGCGAUGCUGAACUUGCGGAAUCUGUAUGAUCAACUUACGCGCCAGGCUGAAGCUUUAAGUGAAGGAAAUGAAUGCAAGUUUAUUCAGUUAGCAAAGAACUUUGAAGAGUAUCGGAGAAAAAUGCAGAAAACGGAGCAUGAGCUUGGCAGGUACAAAGAUCUUCUCAUGAAAACUGAAGCUGAACGUAGUGCUCUGGAUGUGAAGCUGAAACACGCUCGCAAUCAAGUGGAUGUGGAGAUCAAACGAAGGCAAAAAGCUGAAACAGACUGCGAAAAGCUGGAGCGGCAAUUGCAACUGAUUCGGGAGCUGCUCAUGUGUGAUGCCUCUGGGAGCAUUCAGCUGAGUGAAGAACAGAAGUCUGCCCUGGCCUUUCUUAACAGGCCACAGGCUUCUCUCGGGGGUUCAGACAACAAAAGGCUGUCUACAAUAGAUGAAUCUGCCUCGAUUCUGUCAGACAUCAGCUUUGACAAGACUGAUGAGUCACUGGACUGGGAUUCCUCUGUGGUGAAAACUGUCAGACUGAAAAAGAGAGAGAAGCGGCGGUCUUCCAGGCAGUUCAUUGAAGGCCCCCCAGGUCAGAAGAAAACCAGAUCAAUUGGCUCCACAGCGGACCAGGGGAAUGAAUCCAUAGUAGCAAAGACAACUGUCAUGGUCCCCAGUGAUGGUGGCCCAAUUGAAGCCAUCUCUACUAUCCAGACCGUGCCUUACGGUCUGAAGAGACGGAGAAACAGUGGUCCUUUGCAGCCCUGGAGCAGCGAGUCCAGCCUAGGCAAUAAGCAGCCAGAAUCCAAAUCGGAGACUGAUGGCUCUAGCACCCCGCAGAGCAAUGGGGGAGUGAGACUGCAUGAUUUUGUUUCAAAGACGGUUAUCAAGCCAGAAUCAUGCGUUCCAUGUGGAAAGAGAGUAAAAUUUGGAAAAAUCUCUCUGAGGUGCAGAGACUGCCGUGUGGUCACUCAUCCGGAGUGUCGGGAGCGCUGUCCCCUUCCCUGCAUCCCCACCCUGGCGGGCACUCCUGUCAAAAUUGGGGAGGGGACCCUGAUGGACUUUGUCCCUUCCACUCCUCCAAUGAUCCCUUCCAUCAUAGUGCACUGUGUUAAUGAGAUCGAGCAACGAGGGCUGCAUGAGACGGGCCUUUACCGGAUAUCUGGCUGUGACAAGACAGUGAGGGAACUGAAAGAGAAGUAUCUUAGAGCAAAAAAUAUCCCUUUGCUCAGUAAAGUGGAUGAUAUCCAUGCCAUCUGUGGCCUUCUCAAGGACUUUCUACGCAGCCUGAAAGAACCCCUUCUCACUUUCCGGUUAAACAAGACUUUUAUGGAAGCUGCAGAAAUCUUGGAUGAAGACAACAGCAUUGCUGCUAUGUACCAAGCAGUUGGUGAACUUCCUCAGGCCAACAGGGACACUCUGGCUUUCCUUAUGAUGCACCUGCAGAGGGUAGCUCAAAGCCCAGAGACUAAAAUGGAUAUUGCCAACUUGGCCAAAGUCUUUGGCCCCACAAUAGUUGCCCAUGCGGUACCUGAUCCUGACCCUAUGACACUCCUGCAAGAUACUAAGCGGCAACCCAAGGUAGUGGAGCGACUUCUGCUGCUGCCUAUGGAUUACUGGAGCCAGCUGAUGGUGGUGGAGCAAGAAAACAUUGACCCAGCGCAUGUAAUUGAGAACACCAAUGCCUACUCCUCUCCACAGACACCAGAUGUUAAAGUGAGCAUGCUGGGACCCCUCACCACUCCAGAGCGGCAGCUCUUCAAGACACCAUCGUCCAGCUCCCUGUCCCAGCGAGUCCGCUCCACCUUCAGCAAAAGCACCCCCAGAUUUGGGAGCAAAAGCAAGUCAGCGGUCCAGCUUGGGCAUCAGGGCAACUUCUUUCCCUCUCCUCUGCUGAAGUGAAGUGGACCUGGGAGUCAGUGUUGUCCUGGCAUUUGCACACCAAUAUGCAUGAGUACAGUAAACGCGAGUCCUCCGCAGCCCUUGGCAGCUUCUGUAAUAAGAUCUUUUCCUCUUAUCUUUCAGCUUAGCUGACACUUUUAAUGGGAUUUUAUUGUGCAAUGUGUUUUUAUUAUCUAAUGUUCUGAAUUUAGUAUUGGUGAAGGAGGUAACUAGCAGGAUUUGUUCAAAGUGUUAAUAAAAAAAAUCUGCUAGAGGAACUCACUGACAAUUUUCAGCAGCAUCCAGUCUCCUACCCAUGUGAAGUGGAACAGUCAUACAAGGG